AUGAAUUCUUUAUCCAUUUCUUAAUCUCCAAUACUUAGAAGUUUAAUUGUGGAUCCUAAAAGCAUCAAUUUACACUUAAUAUGUGUAAUAUGUUAAGAAUUAGUUGUAGAUCCUAAGGAGUGUAGUGGAUGUAAAAUACUAUUUUGUUCUAUAUGUAUAUUUAAAUAGUUAGAGAAAAAUUAAUCUUGUUAAAAUUGUUGUCAAAACAUUAGAUUGAACGAUUCUCAUCCAAUAGUAAGAAAUUUAAUCUCUGAAAUACAGAUUAAAUGUAUAAAUGAAGGAUGUUCUCAAUAAAUGUAACUCUCAAGACUAGAUUCUCAUUUGAAGUAAUGCGAAUACGAAAAAACUAACUGUCCACAUUCUGGCUGUAAUUUCAAAGACUGUUUGCAAUAAAUGAAGGUUCAUUAAUAGAUAUGUGGAUACAUCACUAAAACUUGUUAGAAAUGUAAACUAAUUCAUAAAAUGAAUGAAGAGCAUGAUUGUCUGGAUAUUGUAAUAAAAAAAAUUAAAUUAAUGGAGAAGUAGAUAUAAUAAUAAAACAAAAUCAUAAGGAAAUUAGCAAAAAGACUAGAUUAAAAUGAAAAAAAAAAAAAUUAAUAAAUUAAUGAUUUGUGUUAACAUGAAUUUGAGUAAAAUUAAGUGAUGGUGAAAUGUGACAAAUGUCAUUUGAAAAAUACACAAAGUAUUUGCAAAAAGUGUGGUGUAUGUUAAUGUUUGGAGUGCUAAUUGUAUGAAAUCAUUUGA
Messenger RNA from Paramecium tetraurelia, 744 nucleotides. RefSeq lists its product as uncharacterized. The transcript is spliced from 2 exons. The record is from RefSeq and is a predicted model, not a curated record. Lineage: Eukaryota; Ciliophora; Oligohymenophorea; Peniculida; Parameciidae.